Molecule: messenger RNA, 453 nt
Organism: Acanthosepion pharaonis
Lineage: Eukaryota; Metazoa; Mollusca; Cephalopoda; Sepiida; Sepiidae
Source: the annotation of a GenBank genome assembly
AUGUUCUUUCAGGAUAUUCCUUUUUCUUUAUUGUCUAUCAUUCGUUCUUUUUUUUACAUCUGUUCUUGUUUCUUUCCUUCUCAUCUGCCUCUUGUUUCUCUUCUUUCUCAUCUGCCUCUUGUUUCUUUCCUUCUUGUCUACCUCUUGUUUCUUUCCUUCUUGUCUGCCUCUUGUUUCUUUCCUUCUCAUCUGCCUCUUGUUUCUUUCCUUCUCGUCUGCCUCUUGUUUCUUUUCCAUCUCGUCUGCCUCUUGUUUCCUUCUCAUUUGCCUCUUGUUCCUUUCUUUCUUGUGUGCCUCUUGUUUCUUUCCUCCUCGUCUGCCUCUUGUUUCUUUUCUUUCUCGUCUGCCUCUUGUUUCUUUUCUUUCUUGUCUCUCUCUUGUUUCUUUCCUCCUUGUCUGGCUAUUUUUUUUUUUUCUCUCUCUCUCUCAUUUGUCUGUUUCUUUCUCUCCUGA